Molecule: messenger RNA, 1548 nt
Organism: Contarinia nasturtii (swede midge)
Lineage: Eukaryota; Metazoa; Arthropoda; Insecta; Diptera; Cecidomyiidae
Gene: Droj2
Product: dnaJ homolog subfamily A member 1
Exons: 5
Coding region: 155-1363 (402 amino acids)
Biological process (GO): protein refolding; response to heat
Cellular component (GO): cytoplasm; cytosol
Molecular function (GO): ATP binding; Hsp70 protein binding
Source: RefSeq, a predicted model, not a curated record
AGAUGUAAAGUACAGUGUUCACUCUUUCUUUAUUGAAGUGUGAGCUUUACGGUUGUGCCUUUGUGCUUGUGUGUAUUUCGAAGACUUUUUCUAGAAUCUUCGGGAAUAAAUUUCGAUUCAACUAAACGAAAAGGCCUUUGUGAACACAUAAAAUAUGGUUCGAGAGACAGCAUAUUAUGAUAUUCUUGGUGUAAAACCAAAUGCUUCACCAGAAGAUCUCAAAAAGGCAUACCGUAAGCUUGCCCUUCAAUACCACCCCGAUAAGAAUCCAAAUGAAGGAGAGAAAUUCAAACAAAUUUCGCAAGCCUAUGAAGUUCUUGCUGAUGCAGAAAAACGUCAAAUUUAUGAUGAAGGUGGUGAGUCUGCAAUCAAAAAGGGCGGUGGAGGCGGCGGUGGCUUCUCUAGCCCCAUGGACAUUUUCGAUAUGUUCUUUGGUGGCAACUUCUCAUCUGGCAGACGACGUGAACGCCGUGGCAAAGAUUUGGUUCAUCAAUUGGGUGUAACAUUGGAAGAGUUAUACAAUGGGGCCGUUCGCAAAUUGGCAUUGCAAAAGAGCAUUAUAUGUGAUAAAUGCGAAGGACGUGGCGGUAAAAAGGGUGCAGUCGAAAAGUGUCAGACUUGUCGUGGUAAUGGUAUUGAAGUGAAAAUUCAUAUGAUUGGACCGGGUAUGGCACAGCAAAUCGAACAAGUGUGCAGCCAUUGUCAUGGACAAGGUGAAAUAAUUGCCGCUAAAGAUCGGUGUAAGACAUGUAAUGGCAAGAAAACGGUUCGUGAUCGUAAAAUUCUUGAGGUACACAUUGAAAAAGGUAUGCGAGAUGGACAGAAAAUAACGUUCAGCGGUGAAGGUGAUCAAGAGCCAGACUUACAACCCGGUGACAUUGUCAUUGUUCUCGAAGAAAUUGAGCAUGCACUUUUCAAACGAUCAAAACAAGAUUUAGUAAUGCGUAUGCCAUUACAAUUGGUUGAAUCACUAUGUGGUUUUCAAAAGGUUAUCAAAACAUUAGACAAUCGAGAUUUGGUUGUAACCAAUUUACCGGGUGAGGUCGUGAAACAUGAUUCAUUCAAAUCAAUUUUGGGUGAAGGUAUGCCACAGUAUAAGAAUCCAUUUGAAAAAGGACGUCUUAUUGUUCAAUUCCAAAUUGUAUUCCCCGAAAAAAUACCACAAACAAUUGUUGCCGAUUUGGAAAAAUGCCUGCCACCACGACCACGAGUUGACAUACCAAUUGACGCUGAAGAAUGCAAUAUGAUUGACUUUGAUCCAGAACAAGAUGCACGAAAUCAGCGUUAUUCACGGCAAGCAUAUGAAGAUGAUGACGAUGGUUAUCACCAAGGACCCAGAGUUCAACAGUGUACAACUAGUUAAAUUAGUUCAAAAAUUAUCGUCUCAUUUUUAAGUUAAAACAAAAAUAAAUCGACAACCCUUCUAACCAGCAAUCUGUUAAUUUCUGGAUUUCCAAGCAUAUAAAAUAUCUCAUACUUAAAAUAUUACAUGUACAAAACGGUAUACCGUUUGUCUUACAUCUGAAAUACACCCAAUGCAAUAUGAAA